Phanerochaete carnosa HHB-10118-sp is the source of this 1299-nucleotide messenger RNA. RefSeq lists its product as uncharacterized. Gene Ontology annotation, molecular function: metal ion binding. The transcript has 11 exons. The record is from RefSeq and is a predicted model, not a curated record. NCBI's taxonomy places the organism in Eukaryota, Fungi, Basidiomycota, Agaricomycetes, Polyporales, Phanerochaetaceae. The coding region runs from base 1 to 1299 and encodes 432 amino acids.
AUGUCGCUCACCCCAGCGGCGGAAGCUAAUAAGCAGCACUGGGAUGAAACUCUUACAAAACUAUUAGAUUUAUCCACGUCGACUGUCAAGCGCAACUCAGAGCUAGAGUCCCGCGUCGCCGAGUUGGACUUAGAGUUAUCUGUUUGGAAGCAGGCUCAUGCCACCGUUGUCGAGUCGGCUGAGCGUGACAGAAAAGCGCAUAAUGCGCAGGUCACCACCCUUAACCGCCAGAUCUCCUCACUAGAGACUAUUAAGCGCACACCCCCGCGACAGAACCAAAACCCGCUCAUCAUCUGUGCGAUCGACGCCGAGGUCAACGUCUUCCACCCGUCCUUGUUAAGGCAGGGGUACCAGGGCGGACGUCAGGCAGCGCAGUACACGACGAAGGGAAUCGCCGAGUACCUUUCCCAGGAGGGCGUGCAGGUUUUUGGUCGUUUGUCUUUCUGGAUUACCAUUUAUCUCAACCGCCGUUCCAUUCUUGAGACGCUUCUCAAUAACUCCGUCUGCACAGCCGACCAAUUCGAAGGCUUCAUCUCAGGGUUCAGUCAAACCUCGCCGCGCUUCCAGGUGGUCGAGGUCGAACCUGGCAAGGAUGCUGUCGCUUUAAAGAUUCAGCAGCAACUCGAGACAUUCACUCGCUUCCCGCAAACUCUCCGGGUCUUCUUCACGGGCGGCACUGGCGACACAUUGCUUCCGACCGCACACUCCCUCGCAAAUGAAGAGCUCUUGGGCAAGCUCGUGCUAUUCCAUGGAUCGGAUGAACCUGCCUCAGAGCUGCGCCAGCUUGCGAUCCCGACGAUGCACAUCGAUGACCUUUUCAUGGUCGGUAGGCCUGUGCCCGCCCUGCGCAUGCUGCCCCCGGCGCGGAGCCCCAUAUCCCCGCUGGGGUCUGCGCACUCCCAGUCGACCGCGGGUGGGCUGACGAGCCCCGGGUCCGAAAUUUCGCAGGCCGCCAUGUCUUGCCCUGGGCCCAUGGUGACGCCGGGCAAGCCGAUCGACCCGACCAAGGUCCCGCCGCCGUGCAACGAACACUAUCUGAUGAGCUGUUCCAAGGGCCCGGGAUGCAAGUACUCACACGACUGGGCCCUCACCGCGGAGCAAUUGGACAUAUUGGCAAAGAACGCGAAGAAGGCCCCGUGCAAUUACCUCAAGAAUGGACUCGAGUGUCCGCAUGGUAGCCGCUGCUGCUGGGGCCACGUCUGCCCGGGCGGGUCCAACUGUUUUCAUCUUAGCAAGGGAAAGUGCUGGUUUAAAGGCGAGGGCAUGCAUCCCCUGGCAGACCCAGGGGAAGAGCGGUGA